AUGGACAUCUCACUCUCCUCCGACGCUCUGGAUCUGUCCUUCCACCCUGCGGAGGACACCAACCUCGUCGCGGUCGGGUUGAUAUCGGGCAAGAUCCAGCUGGUCAACUACGACGAUUUCGUCAAUCAACCUUCGUCCUCACGCACGCCGCAACCUCCUUCCAAACGACACAAGCACUCUUCCUCUUCAAUCAAGGGCGAGGAGGAUGAGGGGAAGAAGAUCAAGCUGUAUAAGAAGCUAUGGGUGACGAGGCCGUCGAAAAAAACGUGUCGCGGUCUCAGCUUCAACCCGACCGGCGAGCGGCUGUUUAGCAUAUCCAAAGACAAAUCGUUGUUCAGCAUCGAUUGUUCCACAGGCAAAGUGGUAGAUAGCUGGGUGGAUGCGCACGAAGCGGCGCCGUCUCGGGUGUUGCCGGUCGACCAACUGGUGGUGACCGGUGAUGACGAUGGGGUGGUUCGCCUGUGGGAUCCAAGGAAGGGCGGCGGGAAAGGGGUUAAGCCGGUGAGGAUGUGGGAUCAUCAUUUCGAUUGGAUUACGGAUAUGGUUUACCUCGCCGAUUUGCCCGUGCCUAAGGUUGCCAAGGGCAAAAAGGGCGAGGGGAGGAAGAGCAAGUCGCAACUCAAGAAGGAUCGAAAGCGGGCGAGGGAGGCUGCGGCACUCAAACAGCGGGACUCGUCCGACGACGAAGGGGAAAGUGGGAGUGAGAGCGACUCCUCCUCCGAUGAGGGGCGAGGCAAAGGUCCUAGUCGAUCCCGCCUCAUCGUCACAUCCGGCGAUGGCAGCCUCAGCAGCAUCGACCUGACAUCGUCGGGACCAACAUCCUUCGAGCUCUCCGAAGACCAAGAGGAUGAACUGCUAAGCAUCACCUCCAUCCGCUCCUCGUCCAAACUCGUCGUCGGCACCCAACUCGGCAUUUUGAGCCUCUGGUCCCCCUCGAGAGGGCUGUUGGAUCAUGUGGAUCGCGUACCGGGUCACCCAGCGAGCGUGGAUACGCUCGUAACGCUGGACAGCGAGACCGUGCUCACGGGCAGUUCAGACGGUCUGGUGAGGGUGGUACAGAUUCUGCCGAGCAAGUUGCUGGGCGUGAUCGCGAGCCAUGAUGGGCUGCCCGUGGAGAGGAUGCGGAGGAAGGGGAACGUGCUGGGUAGUGUAGGGCAUAGCAAUUGUGUCAAGUUGACGGAUUUGAGGCCGCUAUUGGAGGAGGAUGAGGAGGGGGAGGAAGAGGAGGGUGCGCUGGGAAUUGUUGGGUUGGGCGAUGAGGAUGAUAGCGAUGACGAGGAGGAGGAGGAUGAUGCAGAAGAGGAGGAGGAUGAUGACUUUGCUGGAUUGCAGACUGUCGAGGAUGGAGAGGAUGACGACGACGACGACGACGACGCGGCAGACGAGCAGGACAUCGAAGCCGAUUCAGACGACGACGACGACGACGACGACGUGCCAAGCAAAAAAGCCGGCAAAGGCGGAUUCUUCUCCGACCUCUGA
Kalmanozyma brasiliensis GHG001 is the source of this 1479-nucleotide messenger RNA. RefSeq names its product WD40 repeat. The record is from RefSeq and is a predicted model, not a curated record. Bases 1 to 1479 code for a protein of 492 amino acids. Gene Ontology annotation, molecular function: protein binding. The transcript has a single exon. NCBI's taxonomy places the organism in Eukaryota, Fungi, Basidiomycota, Ustilaginomycetes, Ustilaginales.